This is a messenger RNA of Verticillium alfalfae VaMs.102, 330 nucleotides long. RefSeq lists its product as hypothetical. NCBI's taxonomy places the organism in Eukaryota, Fungi, Ascomycota, Sordariomycetes, Glomerellales, Plectosphaerellaceae. Gene Ontology annotation, cellular component: elongin complex. The transcript has 3 exons. The record is from RefSeq and is a predicted model, not a curated record. Bases 1 to 330 code for a protein of 109 amino acids. Gene Ontology annotation, biological process: ubiquitin-dependent protein catabolic process. Gene Ontology annotation, molecular function: protein-macromolecule adaptor activity.
AUGGCCUCGUACUUGUCUCAGAGCACACACGGCUCCGAGAACAAGUACGUGACUCUCGUCUCUGGCGAUGGGUACGAGUUUGUUCUGCUCCGCGAGGCGGUCAUGAUCAGCCCGGUCAUCAAGGGUAUGCUGGAUCCUCGCAGUCAGUUCAUGGAAGCAGUCUCGGGGAGAUGUGUCUUCAUGGAGAUCAGGUAUCGCGAACGGGAGGACGUGCCUGACAUGGACAUACCCGUCGAGCUCUGUCUUGAGCUGCUAGUCGCAGCUGACUAUCUUGGCUUGGACACAUAUGCGUUCGAUUCUUCAUUACUCCGUGGAUCGAACGUCUAUUAG